AUGGCGCUCAGCUAUGCGCAAGAAGUUUUGAUCGAUAUUAUCCGGGUUUUCAUAAUUCUGAUUCAUCUUCUAAGUUAUUCAUUCAACUUUGUUUUGCUUCAUCUUGUCAUCAAUAAAAGAGUCCUUAAAACCAAGGUCUAUAUGAUGAAUAUGAUAACAGCUGAAUUGAUCUUGAAUAUUUGUCAACAUUUGGUGAUUGAACCAAGCUGGUUCUUCGAUGAUGUCAAUUUCAAAACACUUGGAAUUUUCAGCUUUAUUUAUAUGACAGCAACACAAUUCAGAUUCCUUUUAACUUUUCUGAUGUCAAUCAAUCGUUUUGUUGUGGUUCUAUCGCCAGAAAAAAAUGUGUUUUUCUCUCAAGAUCAUUUGACUUAUUAUUCUUACAGUAUUUGGGUUAGUUUUACUUCUUCUAAUCACAUUUAAUAAAUAGACAAAAAAGAGAUUUUCAGGGGAUCACAACAUUGUUCAAUAUGGUAUAUUUUAUCAAUGAUUGUCAUUAUAUUCUGACACCAUUGAACUAUCUUUGGUCAAUUGAUUGUUAUCAAUGGAAAACAUCACAUUAUCUCGAAAAAACGUAUUAUGUUCUAAUUCUCACGUGCAUUUUCAAUAUAUUCGUUGUCAUUUACGUGAAACUUCGUCGACUUUGUAAUGCAUCAACAGCUCCGCGAAUUUCAAGAACAUCUGCUGAAAAUCGUCGAACAAAAGAGAAUAUAUUUGUUAUGCAAGCAGUGGUUAUUAUGAUAAUUAUGGCAAUCGACGGAGCAUACAAUGUGAUUCGCAAAAAUAAUCAAGAAUUCUUCGCGGAAACUCCAAUCGUUCUUCAAUAUUUGAUCGGGUCUUCAAUCGUUUAUUCGAGCUCUUUGGUCAACUUUCUAAUUUAUUUUGUGUUUCAUGCUUUGAUUCGAAAACAUGUUCUUAAUUUUGUUUUCCGUCGCCCAAGAUAUGUCCCAAAUCCCAGAAUUUUUGUGCAUUCCGUUUCAAUUUGA
This is a messenger RNA of Caenorhabditis angaria, 986 nucleotides long. The record is from the annotation of a GenBank genome assembly. NCBI's taxonomy places the organism in Eukaryota, Metazoa, Nematoda, Chromadorea, Rhabditida, Rhabditidae.